Molecule: messenger RNA, 4225 nt
Organism: Venturia canescens
Lineage: Eukaryota; Metazoa; Arthropoda; Insecta; Hymenoptera; Ichneumonidae
Exons: 5
Coding region: 128-3298 (1056 amino acids)
Cellular component (GO): extracellular region
Molecular function (GO): chitin binding
Source: RefSeq, a predicted model, not a curated record
UUUUGCUCCAUGAGUGCAUCGACAAACGUCAUUAUUAUUUGUUUCAUUGAGUAAAGAUAAAGAAAGAUUUGAGUAUCGUCAGGAUUCGAUAGUUCAUUGUCGCGUAUACUCAUCGGGAGGUACAAAAAUGCGAAGUUUCUGCCUACAAUGUUUGUGUCUCGCGGUACUGUUUUCACGAAACUUGACAAAUUGUACGAUCGCCGAAGAGGAGGAACCCAGAAGAACUUUUCCUAUUCGCAGAGCGAUCGAUGGAACCCGAGGAAGAAAAUACUACGACCCGGAAGUGGAUAGUACGUACGACGAUUAUGGAUCCUCGAAUGGUCGGUACAAUCCGUACGAAGACGAGACCGAUCUCUCGGACAUCAGGGACAACGUUCCAGGCGAGCCAGGAGUCGAUUAUCCUGCAUAUUCGAGAUUACCUCAAACGGAAUUCGUCUGCGAAGCUCAUUACAGAGGCUAUUAUGCUGACGAGGCGGCCGGGUGUCAAGUAUUUCACGUGUGUGACGGUAGUUUUCUCGUCUCCUCGUUCCUAUGCCCGGUCGGUUCGAUCUUCAGUCAAAAAUUGUUGACCUGUGAUUGGUGGAACAAGGUUGAUUGUUCGUUAACCCGUAAUUACCACGUUAUAAACGUCGAGAGUCACGUCAGCGAGGUUGACGACGAUGAGAUUUUGCGAAAGGCCUUUGAGAUGUCGAGGGUCCGAUCAGCUGGCGAGAGAAUUCCAGCGGAGACGGUUAUCGAGGAGCAGGAUCGGCCUGGAGACCGGAGGAAUCAAAGGGUUUUUAAGUACACCGGUAACACGGUGACCGAGCGAACCAAUCACCUUCCGACCGGACGAGAAAGUUAUUCCGAUUAUCCGGAUUAUCCAUCUCGCCACUCGUCGAGAUACAAGGCGACGACGAACACUAAAAAUCGGCAACAAUAUCAAGGAAAGGAUUAUUACUCCGGAGACGUUGGAACGGACGAGCGCAACUCCGAGGGUGAAAAUCCGUCGAUUAAAAUUUACACUAUCGGCCAAGAUCGCAAAAACGAUCGACAAGGCUCGCUCAGAAACGAAUUUCAAGCUUCUUACGCCCCUACCGUACCAACGGUCACGACGCUUGCCAAACGAUUUUAUUCCCCGACCGUACCAACGACCUACAGACCUCCAACGACCAGAAACGCUUUCGACAGAUAUGACCUUGAAUUCGAGAGCUCCGAUCAUCUCUAUACAGCGCGCGGUCGCUCCGAGGAGAUCGUGAAAGCGGCGACGCCGGCUCCCAUCUCCACUAAAAAUAAUAACCAACCGGUAGACUCGAGUUCAACAACCUUUUCCAAUAUUAAAAACGACGUUAAUGACAUCGAGAAAUCGGAAAUUCCUCACGGACCUACUCAAUUACCGAUCGAUUCCCCUGCUCAGAAUUCAACUGACGUUCAAUCCCUCAACGCAACCAUUGAAUCUCUCGAUCGCAAGGAAAAAAUCAUAACGCAAGAUCUCGAUCGACUGUCGGAAAAAAUCACUGAAACACUUUCUAUCCUCACGAUCGGCGACGAGAAUCGUGAUCCGAAUGUUUUCUCGUAUAAUCACGAGGAAGACGCGCGCUCUCGGGAUCGAAACGUCGAACACAGCCCUGAGCCCUCCGGCAUCCCGGAUUCAACGAAUUCCAGUGCUUCAGGGAUUUCUGGGAACGUUUAUAAACCGGCUGAAUUUUUGAUCCCACCCAAAGAAAAUCAAGACGAAUUUCGCAUCAUGAUUCCUGACGAAUUUUCGACCGGUAAGAACGAAAGUUUAUUCUCAAAUCCGGACGAACUGUCGGGCCAAAAUAUUACACAUGAAAUUCAGUCUACGAAAGCUCCUGCAAGUACGAAAAAAUCUCAAUCACCAAAUGACGGAAAUAAAAAUCGAGAGUCUCGCAUAUUUCGUAUUAUCAUCGGCAACAACACGGUCGACUCGGAAUCUUCGGAAGAGCUAAAAACUCCGAAAAUUGUCAUUGAGAGAGUAAAAUCUAUUGACUUGAGUCCAGACUCGUUUGCCAGCGCAGGGACUUUUAUCGGAACGAGCGUUAUUCCCGAAAACUCGGAAAAAAUCGUACAAUCUGUCGACGCGAGCUCUUUCAAUCUAACUAAAUCGAUAGAAUUCCUUCCGACAACUUUCAGCCCAGAGAACUCGAGCAGGGAGAUCGAGCUUCCCCAAACCGUAGAUUCGAUCGAACUCGUUCAGGAAAAUAUUAAGGAUAACGAUUCGAGAAGAGCGAACAACUUGACCUCCAUCGAACGAGACUCGACGUUAUCUCCGAGUGAGAAUGUCCUCGUAACGCAACCGAUUUCGCACGACCGAGAAGUUCCAUCGAACGCGAGUAAAAUCGGUGACGCGAUCGAACUUUCUUCCUCGCCGAUCGAGUUCACCCUGUCCGUGAAUAAAAAUCAAAAGAUCGAUCCGAACGGUGAAGAAAUACGUGAGCUAAUAGCACAACCGGAAAUCGGUGACUCGAUCGGUGCGGCUGAUUUCAAGAGUUUUGAGAUCGUGAGAUCGGACGAGCAUAAUUCCUCGCCUCCCGACCUCGAAUCUGAUGGUUUUAAUAACCAGAACUCGAAAACCGAGAGCACUCAAAACGGGAAUGGAAACUUGCGGAUUCCCCAGGGAAGCGAGUUCGAGUCGAUGAAAUAUUUACAAAGUUUCGUCUCCUCGGCCAAUGGGCCAAACGUACCGAGACCGUUUUCCUUGGAACAGACCGUGAUCUCGAAACUCGUUAAAGCCUCUUCAAACGCGGAGGACAAAACGAUUUCUACGAGUUCCCCAUCCUUUUCUGGUGCACCGGAACAUUUGCUGGUUUCCGGAAUCACAGACGCUUCCGAUCGAUCGACGGAAGAGUUAAACGCGGAAGAAAACUUGGAAACUUUGAAAACUGCUCCUUCGGGAUUGACCACGGAUCUCGAAAAGAGUGGAGCCGUCAGCCAGCUGAGUCAAAUUUUUGGUCGAAGAAAUCCAAAAACUGAUGAUUCCAAAUUGGUUUUCGAUUUGCCAGAAUCGACGAGACUUUACAAUUUUGAGACGGGACUGCCACUCGACGAUUCCGAAAAAUCCAGCCCCCGAAUUGAGCAAGAACAUCGCACUCAGAGAUCGAACGAAACCAAUGAAGAAACGCAAGAAGUUCAUACCGAAACUGUCAUUAAAACUGAAUUCAUACCGUCUUUAGGAUUCUCCUUAAACACCGAUGAAGAAAGAGAGGAAUACAUGGAAGCUGUUGUCAAAGGUUUAUUGCACGACGUAACAACGGCCAACACGACCAAUCACGAAAGCAACACGAGUAUUGAGAGUUAGAUCGAUCGCGAGAUACGAACGGUACAAAACACUUUACUUAUUCCCCAAUCCUGACAAUAACGAAAGAAUUUUUUACAUUUUCUUCAUGGACGAAAUAAAAAGAUGCAAUUUUUACAUCCAUUUGGACUGGUCACGGUUUACCUAGAGAUUCUAGGUGCAGAGUGUGGCAGCCCAAAAUAAAUGACUGAAAGAAUUUAUUUUAUCAUUUUCUAAGAAAUAAUUUUUGAUUCACAGCAUUCUUUAUUUUCUUACUCUAUUGAAAGAAUUUUUUUUUAAUUACGAAAUUGCGAAUAGUAGACAUUUGAAUUAAACGAAAACGGCGAAGAUUUCGAAUUGAAUUUUUCACGUGAGAUUCCCGGUAUUCAGUAAUGAAUAAUGUAUAUGGUAUUAUUACGUAGCAAUAAUUGUUAAGUUUAAGAAUAUUUAUCGGCGUUGACAGCAACCGGAGGAAGUUUGCUCCGGCGAUAAUGUCGAGUGAUCGUGAUCGAUAAUAACAAAAUUGAAAUCAAGUCUCACGAAAUCCAGAGAGUGAAAUAAAACGAAGAUUGUACCAAAAAUAGUUGUAAAACAAUGAAAAAAUCUCUGUUACAAACGCUUCAAAUUUUCUUCACAUUUCAGUGAGUUACAUCCCUCUUCAUUGUAUCCAAUUGCGAUUGAGGGGGGGGAACGAUGUUCGUUGAAUCGUCAUUGUAUCUGAUCCUCUCAACAAUUUAUUUGCACACAUUUAAAAAAUUCAGUGUAAUCUGCAUGGUUGUGCGAGUAUAAAGUUUACUUGGUAGAAUUGUGUAAAAAGAUUGAUUUGAAGAUUUUUCAAGGGGCCUCAUACGCUGGCUUUAUAUAUGUAAAUGAUAACAUGUAUGAUAUGUAUUUAGUGAAUAAAUAAUUCAGUGCCUACGUCCAAUUAUAUUUCUUCCAACUUAAUCAGAA